AUGGCGCAGUCGCCCUGGUCAGUACUGACCUUCUAUGGCGCCUACCACUCUAAUCCCAUAAACAUCACUAUUCACGAAGUAUGUGUGCCGAUACUCUUAUGGACGUUUCAGGUUAUGGCAUCUGUCCUCCCCGUUCCGGCGUUCAUCCCGGCUGUUCACGUCGCGAUUAAUCAAUGGUUUACGUUCGAUCUGAACGUACCGGCAUUGCAUGCCCUCUUGUACAUCAUCUAUUACUUUGCCCUCGAGCCUACCGCAGCCGCCCUGUACGUUCCUCAGCUGGCAUUGUCGCUCCUUACUGCGACCGCCUUCUCGUACACCCCUGAUGCGAUCAAAUAUGCCACCGCACUGCAUAUUGGCUCCUGGAUUGCUCAGUUCGUUGGGCACUACGGUCCCGAGGGUCGCUCUCCGGCUCUCCUCGACAACAUCGUCGGCGCUGUGGUCCUCGCCCCUUUCUUCGUCCAUCUCGAGAUCCUGUUUGCGUUAGGCUAUAAGCCCGAGCUACACAGAGAGCUCAAGAACAGCAUCGGCACAGAGAUCCUGAAAAUCAAAAGAGCAAAGAAGGCAUCCAAACGCGAGGAUGAGUAGUAACAGCACGAUGCACACCUUCAUGGCAAUAUUCUUCAAGGCUGUACCAGCUAGUCGCUUUGCGAGGACUGCCUUGAUGCCAUGGUCUCAUCCAACUCUGUAGUACCGCUCAACACGCUUUGUCUCAAACUGAGAUUUUCGAAUUUACGCCUACACCUAGCAUCCAUAUCGUACUGCUUUCCUAUCGUCUGUCGUCUGUAACAUCUAUCAUUUCAUUUGGUUCUGUGGCGACUUU
Messenger RNA from Postia placenta MAD-698-R-SB12, 820 nucleotides. RefSeq lists its product as hypothetical. NCBI's taxonomy places the organism in Eukaryota, Fungi, Basidiomycota, Agaricomycetes, Polyporales, Adustoporiaceae. The record is from RefSeq and is a predicted model, not a curated record. The transcript is spliced from 5 exons. The coding region runs from base 1 to 585 and encodes 194 amino acids. Gene Ontology annotation, cellular component: endoplasmic reticulum. Gene Ontology annotation, biological process: sphingoid catabolic process.